Molecule: messenger RNA, 1227 nt
Organism: Musca domestica (house fly)
Lineage: Eukaryota; Metazoa; Arthropoda; Insecta; Diptera; Muscidae
Gene: Tfb4
Product: general transcription factor IIH subunit 3
Exons: 6
Coding region: 112-996 (294 amino acids)
Biological process (GO): nucleotide-excision repair; regulation of DNA-templated transcription
Cellular component (GO): transcription factor TFIIH holo complex; transcription factor TFIIH core complex
Source: RefSeq, a predicted model, not a curated record
GCAUAAACACAAUUGCGGCGCCAAAUAACCCCAGCUAUGCUUAGACGGCGUACUAUUUAGGAAUGACUUUGUGAUUCGCCAGACGCUUUGUUGACAUCUGAAUUGUUGGAAAUGGAAAAGGCGGCAGCGGAAAAUGAUGAUAGUGGUAGCGUUAGCCUGUUGGUCAUUGUCUUGGACACCAAUCCUUCGCAACGCAUAGUGCGCCAAAAUCCAGACAAUCUGUCACAAUGUUUAGAUGCAACAGUGGCCUUUGGCAAUGCCCAUUUAAUGCAAAAAGCUCAAAAUAAAUUGGCGGUAAUAUCCUGCCAUCAUCAUGCAACAGAUUUCUUGUAUCCCAUGCCGGUGAAACAGUUGGAGGUUCGGCAAGUCGAUGGCCAAUAUGAAGUAUUCAGUUUGGUGGAGAAAACUGUGAAACAACGUCUCAGUCAUAUUAUAACAAAUGCUCCCAAGAUAACACAGCCCAAUGAGAGUCUUUUGGCUGGCAGUAUGUCCAUGGCUUUGUGUUAUGUGGCCAGGAUGCAGCGCAAUGCCCAACCGGGAGUUAAAAUACAUUCCCGCAUCUUGGUGUUGACGGGUAGCAAUGAAUGCGCCUCCCAGUAUAUGACGUAUAUGAAUGUUUUCUUUACCGCCCAAAAGCUGGGAAUAGUCAUCGAUGUAUGUGCCCUGGACAAGUCUUUGAGUUUAUUGCAACAGGGUUGUGACAUUACGGGAGGCCAGUACUUGCGCCUAACCCAACUGGAUGGCUUGCUACAGUAUUUGUUGUGGGUGUUUUUGCCAGAUCCCAAAACAAGACAAAUGCUUGUUUUGCCGCCACCCACAAAGGUCGAUUAUCGGGCGGCAUGUUUUUGCCACAGGGAAAUGAUUGAUAUUGGCUAUGUUUGCUCGGUGUGUCUAUCAAUUUUCUGUAAAUUUAGUCCUAUUUGUACCACAUGCCACACUGUUUUCAAAGUUCCUGGACCCCUACCGCCCAAACCCAAGAAAAAGAAAAAAGUUUAAGUACCUAUCAACUCAUCUUUAUUUAAUUUACAAUUGAAGUUUUAUUCAGUUCUUGUGAUUUUACUAAAAUACAUUGGUCCAAAAUUUGCCGGCAAAUAUGGCAAAACCAUUUGACCAUAUUUCAGACUUUUUGGAUAUUCAAACCGAUAAAUAUCACUAAACAGUUGUGUUAAAUAACUCAAGUCUUUAACAAUGAAUGUGAGACCAUCAUCGUUGAAGGCCUUUUGCAGA